Molecule: messenger RNA, 879 nt
Organism: Emericellopsis cladophorae
Lineage: Eukaryota; Fungi; Ascomycota; Sordariomycetes; Hypocreales; Bionectriaceae
Product: NADP-dependent mannitol dehydrogenase-like protein
Exons: 3
Coding region: 1-879 (292 amino acids)
Cellular component (GO): intracellular anatomical structure
Molecular function (GO): oxidoreductase activity, acting on NAD(P)H, oxygen as acceptor
Source: RefSeq, a predicted model, not a curated record
AUGGCUGUCGACAUGAAGAACGGAGCUUUCGAGCUCGACAACGCCGACAUCCCCAAGGGCGACCGUGUUCUUCCCAUGUUCUCCUUGAAGGGCCGUACAGCCAUUGUUUCUGGCGCUGGCGCGGGUAUUGGUCUCGGUGUUGCGCAGGGUCUCGCCGAGGCCGGCGCCAACGUCGCCAUCUGGUACAACAGCAACAAGCAGGCUCUCGUGGAGGCGGAGAAUAUUGAGAAGACCUACGGCGUCAAGUGCCGCGCGUAUCAGGUGAAUGUUGUGUCUCCUGAGGCUGUCGAGAAGGCCAUCAAUGAAAUCGUCGCCGAAUUCAACGGUCGUCUGGACGUCUUUGUCGCCAACUCCGGCAUCGCCUGGGAAGACGGCGCCUUCAUCGACGGAAGCACCGAAACCGCCAAGAAGGUCAUGGCGGUCAAUGUCGAUGGUGUGAUGUGGUGCGCGAAGACCGCUGGUGCUCACUUCCGUCGCCAGAAGAAGGAGGGCACCACACUCGAUGGCAAGCCUUUGGAGAACUUCAUCGCCGGCAGCUUCAUUGCCACAGCGUCGAUGAGCGGGAGCAUUGUGAACAUCCCGCAACUGCAGGCUGUGUAUAACGGUUCCAAGGCAGCCGUCAUCCACUUCUGCAAGAGCUUGGCUGUCGAGUGGACUGGUUUCGCCCGUGUCAACACAGUGUCUCCCGGAUACAUCCAGACCGAGAUCUCGCACUUUGCGGAUGCCGAGGUGAAGAAGCAAUGGAAGAGCAAGACACCGGCUGGUCGCGAGGGUGUCGUGAGCGAGCUCAAGGGAUCGUUCCUCUACUUGGCCUCGGAUGCCGCCUCCUACACAACUGGUCUAGACCUCAUUGUCGAUGGCGGCUACUGCCUGCCCUGA